Messenger RNA from Aedes albopictus (Asian tiger mosquito), 2894 nucleotides. RefSeq names its product synaptic vesicle glycoprotein 2C-like. NCBI's taxonomy places the organism in Eukaryota, Metazoa, Arthropoda, Insecta, Diptera, Culicidae. The transcript has 6 exons. Gene Ontology annotation, biological process: transmembrane transport. Bases 775 to 2499 code for a protein of 574 amino acids. Gene Ontology annotation, cellular component: membrane. The record is from RefSeq and is a predicted model, not a curated record. Gene Ontology annotation, molecular function: transmembrane transporter activity.
CCCCCUCAAGGAAAGCGCGAGUCGCUCCAAUCGGAAACAGAACUUGCUGAACACCAGCCAGCGAUCGUCAGUCGGGAUACGAGUCAUAGAUUUGGAGGCUGAUUGUGGAGUUUGAAGCUUAAAAAAGGCCAUUUUUUCUCUUUUCGAAAUUAUCUCGAAGUGAAGAUGAGUUCCCAACGGUUGGCGACAUUGUAGUGGAGCAUUGAUAGAUCGUGUGAAAGAAGCAUCAUUGUGGAAUUCAAUAGGAACCUUCACCCGCUGAGGCAUUGAACAAAACGGUAUUAUCAAGUAGACCGCGCAUAUUUACCAAAUGAACAAAGUUGAUUGGGCCAUUCGAGUGUAUUUUUGAAGUCUCUGUUUGGUCAACGACUGAAGCGUAUUUGAACAGUGGUGUUAAUGAUAGUGCGGACAACAAAGGCUCAGAAGUUGCAAGAAAUAGUUAUCGCAUAGACUACAGUGUUAGAAACGAACAAGUGAUAUUUAGGUCGAUAACGAUAAGAAGUUAUGGUCGCUGUUGAGCUGAGAUUCAUAAAACCAACGAAAAUUUUCUGACUGCUGCUUUAACACAAGCUGGUGUCCUGCUGAUCGAGUGACCAACGGCUGCAUAUUUGCUCAAGAUUACUCAUCUGCAUUCGCACGACCGUGUGCGGUUCACACCUUUGGAUAAAAGUCUCUAAAGAAGUUAAUCCAUCAGUUUCAACCGCUCAGCUGAUAUUUGAUUGUAUUUUUUUUUUCACGGGAAGAAAAACACACAAAACCUCUUGCCUACAUAGAAUGGUAGAAAGUGAAACCGAUUCCAAAAAUUCAAAGUAUACCAAUGUAAAGGACGACAGAGUAGCAAACGGCGUCGGUUCGAACGAGUAUCCGAACACCGUCUCAUCGGAGAAAGCCAGCAAGGCUGACCAUAUCCACCAGACCGGCUUGCAGAUUGUUGCCUCGAAGCAGGACAAGGCAGCGUCGCUCGAUGCCGAGCGGGGCUACACCAGCAAGGCUGACUUCGAGCAGGCGAUAGAGCUCACUGGUUAUGGCAAAUUUCACUACAUCCUACUAGCAAUAUGUGGUCUCGUAAGCACCAGCGAGGAGAUGGACGUCAUCUCGAUGUCCUUCAUCCUUCCCUCGGCCCAAUGCGACCUCGACUUGAAUACUCAGACCAAAGGAUGGCUCAAUUCGAUUAUCUUCAUUGGCAUGAUGGUUGGUGCUUAUGCUUGGGGAAGCGUUGCAGACUCGCUGGGUAGAAAGAAGGUCCUCAUCGUCAUUUCGAUCAUGAACGCCAUCUGCAUUGUUGCUUCCUCGUUCUCACAAUCUUACGAAGUGUUUAUGGUGUUCCGUUUUCUCAACGGCGCUGCAUUGGGAGGCAGCGGACCAGUCAUCUGGUCUUAUUUCGCGGAAUUCCAACCUAAGGCAAAGCGUGGUUCCAUGUUGAGUUUCAUGGCAGCUUUCUGGACUAUCGGUAAUCUUCUGGUUGCUGGUUUGGCAUGGCUGAUUAUCCCAACUAACAUUGGAUUCCACACCCCCGCAUUCACCUUUAACUCUUGGCGUAUUUUCCUGAUGGUGUGCUCAAUCCCAUCAUUCGUCGUCGCAGGUCUACUCCUCUAUCUACCGGAAUCUCCCAAGUUCUUGCUCUCACAAGGCAAAUUUGAAGAGGCCCUCGCCAUCUUCCGUGGCAUAUACGUCACCAAUACGGGCAAAUCGGCGGACCUUUAUCCCGUCAAGGAACUGUUGAUUGACGAACAGCUCAGAAAUGAACUGGCAGACGUGAAGAAACCCAUCAAGAACAAAUACAAACGCAUGUUGCACGAUAUCAUGGAUAACAGUAAACAGCUGUUCAUGUCUCCGAUCCUGAAGUUCACCACCAUCUCGAUCACGAUCAACUUUACGUUCCACAUUGGCUACUACGGAUUGAUGAUGUGGUUCCCUGAGCUGUUCAACCGCUUCGAUGAGUUCAUCCGUGCUCACCCAGAUAUCGAAGAGGCUGGUGUGUGCCAAGUCACCGACUACGUGGUUGGUCAUGGCUCGCAUGGCGAAUCUGGAGUUUGCUCUGCCACCAUUCCAAGUACGGUCUUCUUGGAGUCACUCAUCACUGUUGCCGCAGCACUCCCUGCAAACGUCAUAGCGGUCUUGGGUAUGGACAAACUAGGCAGAAAAUUCUUUUUGGUAUUCAGUACUAUGUCCGCUGGGUUCUGCUCAGCUUCGAUGUAUUUCGUUACCAAUAAGAAUCAAAAUCUAGCGGUAUCGGCAAUCUUCAGUGGUGUAAUCUCGAUGGGUAACGCGUCACUGGAUUGCUUGAUUACGGAAGUCUUCCCAACGAAUUUAAGAGCAACUGGUGUGGCCAUUUCGAUGGUGGCUGCUCGUCUUGGUGGUAUCAUUGGUAACGUUGUGAUAGCAACGCUCCUAGAUAUGUACUGCCCAGCGCCAACGUUCAUCGUUGCAGUACUGCUGGCUGGCGGUGGCUUGAUGUGCCUCUUCUUGCCGAAUACUACGAAGACCGAUCUGAACUAGGAAAGCCUUCUAGACUUAAUUGUAUAACGCAGGACGUUUCAACUUUCCCUCACCUAACAAAUCUGCACACAUUCUGAUCUGACAUCUUUAAUCUUUCCUUUCUGCCCUUUUGUGGAAAUCUCAACACAUCACGAAAGAUCUUGCAAUCGAUGAAUUUAAUAUAGCUUUAAGUUGAAUAUAAUGGAUGAAUAUAUUUUGUAAUAUAUACAUGAGUGUUUGCCGGACAAUGAACGGCAAUCGUGGAAUGUUUAUCAGUUGAAUAUUGAAUGUUCAAUUUUUAAAUGUUGAAAAUGAAACAAAACUAAAGAAAUACAACUAAACGAAAAAUACAAAACUUAACUUAAACACGUCGGAAAGAUUGUAAACCUCAAUAAAGUAAAAUGAUAAAUUUCAAA